Molecule: messenger RNA, 1041 nt
Organism: Dermacentor andersoni
Lineage: Eukaryota; Metazoa; Arthropoda; Arachnida; Ixodida; Ixodidae
Molecular function (GO): nucleic acid binding; RNA-DNA hybrid ribonuclease activity
Source: RefSeq, a predicted model, not a curated record
AUGGGCAGACUCUGUGAGCUGUACGAGGAGGUGAUUGGGAGGCCUCCAGCGAAAUACGCACAGCUGCCUCCUCCCCAGAGACCACCCAUACCCAUCACCACAGAGCUGCCCGGCGUUUCCAAACGGCGCUCCCCGACUUGUGCCCUUCAGCAGACGGCUGCCUCCCUCCUGUAUGAGGACCACGGAGGACACCUGCAGACCUACGUUGACGGCUCGGUGAUGCCAGACACAGGCUUAUCGACUGCGGCCUGUGUGGUGACCUCCUUGCGGAAGAGCAGGCAGUGUCGCCUCUCUGGCCAUGCGACGUCAAUAGCGGCAGAGGUAGCAGGCCUCCGCCUGGCUGUGGACUUACUCGCGGAGGAGCUGCCAGCGACCCCAGUGACCAUCUACUGCGACUCCAAGGCGGCACUUCUCAGCCUGCAGAGGCCAGAAAGGACCAGCCUUGGGGUCGCCCUGCUCUCGACAAGGCUGAUGGCGCUCCAGGAGGCGGGCUGCUCAGUGUCCCUGCACUGGCUUCCAGCCCACGUAGGGAUAGCGGGCAACGAGGAAGCUGAUGCACUGGCAAAGCGUACCCACCACUGUGUGGUCCCGCCCAGCCUGGCAGUGACAGCCAAUGAUUUCACAAGCCACAGGCUACGUCGCCAUCUGCUGGCCUGCCAUCCGGACAAGCGGAUAUCCUUUGGCCGCCCUCCGCGACCACUUCGACAGCGCGACCUCGCACGCAGGGAGAACUCCCUCCUUCUGCGACUCAGGAUUGGCUGCUGUUGGACGGGUGCUCACCGGCACGGCCUCAUCGCCUCUCAAGCCUGCGCCUCCUGUGGGGAGCCCGAGACCAUGGAACCCCUCCUAGUGGCCUGCCCUGCUUACCUGCAGCAGCGUGGCCGCCUCCUGCAAGAUUUCCGACGCCUGGGGCUUCCUUCUGCGCGGCAGAAAGGCAUCCUCUUCCCUGGUCGCAACGAGCUACCAGCCCUCCUAAGUGUCGUCGACGGCAUGCUGGCGAACAGCGUCGCCAACGACAGAAGUCAGAGCACUGGCAUGUGA